Messenger RNA from Amblyraja radiata (thorny skate), 2518 nucleotides. Its product is annotated as heme-binding protein 2-like. Lineage: Eukaryota; Metazoa; Chordata; Chondrichthyes; Rajiformes; Rajidae. Gene Ontology annotation, molecular function: heme binding. The transcript has 8 exons. The coding region runs from base 128 to 823 and encodes 231 amino acids. The record is from RefSeq and is a predicted model, not a curated record.
AUUUGUACAACUCCCUCUUGUUAUAAAAGCUAUAUUGUAUACAACGCCCCUUGCAGUUUGGUAGGCACUACAUAAAGAGUCAGCAACAAUACACUGAAGCGUCGAGAGAGAACCCUAGGCAACAACAAUGUAUUGGAUGAGACUGAUUCUAUUUCUGUUAUUUGGUCCGGUGGAAAUUUCGAACAGCAAUAACUCUAGACCAGUUCACUGCAAAGAACGAAAAGAAUGUUUAAAUUAUGAACUGAUUUGCGAAAUCUCAGGUUAUGAGGUCCGUCAUUAUAAAGCAUCAAGGUGGAUAGCAACCAACGUUACAAGUUUUUUUAUGGAAUUCGCCAGCUAUGAAGGAUUCACAAAGCUCUUUCAUUACAUCCAAGGAAAAAACGAAGAAGGCAAGAAAAUUGACAUGACAGCUCCUGUUCUGCUUAAGAUCCCUGAAAAUGAAAGAAUAAUGGAAAUCAAGAACUACACUAUACACAUUUUGUUGCCAGCUAUUUUUCACGAAAAUCCCCCAACACCCAUUGACUCUGACGUUUAUUUUAUUGAUUUACCAGAGAUGUAUGCUUUCGUGAAAUCCUUUGGGGGCUGGUUACUGACAUGGAAUUCAAAAUUCUAUUCCUCAAGACUGAAAGCAGAACUGAGUAAAGCUGACCGGAAAUUUGUCUCCGGCUAUUAUUAUGGUGCUGGCUACAACAGCUCAGAAGAGGUGGAAGUUGAAGAUAAAGAGUGGGGCCCUAUGACAUUAAUUGAUCGGCACAAUGAAGUGUGGUAUAUCGCAGAAGGAACUCCAGUAUGUUCAACCUCAGACCCUGACUUGGCCAUAUAGGAACCUCUUGAAGAACUUUCCAUGUGACAUUUUGUCUGGUCCAUGCUAAAACACAUCAUAUUUGUAAUCAUAGCUUGUGGCAUCAAAGAAAGGAAAUUGCCAUUAUUACCAGUCUGGAUUGACAGAACAUGGCUGAUGACAUUCUACUCUUAUUGCUCGAAAAACACACUGAUCAUUAUUUUCCACUUUUAAAAUGGCGAGAUUAGAUUAACAUAGGUCAUGAUAUUAAGCUUCUUGUACCAAAGCUAAAACGUUUUUGCAUGAGGGAUUUCUUUUGCAUUCUAAUAGUUGUUAAUAUUUAAUUAUAAGAGAUGAAUAAGUUUUCAUUAUUUCCAGGAUCCUUUCACUUUUUUGCCUCUUCAAUGCCUCAGCUCUCAACAGAUAAUUGACCACAUGAACAUUUUAAACUACUGGCAAAAAAAAAAACUGUACUGAUAUUUUGUUACACACACAAUUGACCAAUACACAACUCCAUUUGCAACUGGAGGUCAUUGAUGCAUUUUUAAAGAUGUUUGGUUGCGGAACUUUAUCAGAAUUAAAAAUAUGAACAUCUGACACUAUAGCAAAAUAAACUUUGUGAUUUGGCUUUUGAGAAAUAAUUGUGGUUGAAUAAUUAUUUGUUGUUUUCAAUCUUCUAGUUUUCCCAGCACUUAAUUGAUGCUACAGGCUGGUGAUGGCCACAAAACUGCCCAGGGGAUAUCUUAAAACAAUAAUUGAGUAAUGUGGUAUUUCAAUAUUGAACAUAACUAUGUUAUUACUUCAGCCUUGUCAGAAUUUUCAGUAAUCUCUGUUGUGAGACUUCAUACCAUGGAAUUAUUCAACAAAUGUCAUGCUUCAUUGGAGCCUCUGUAGGACGCAAUGGUUUACUACAUCUAAUGUUUGAAAUAUAAUAUGAACACCUCAUUAGGCAAUUAACUUUAAUUCAUCACCUGCACAAUAAACCCUCACAAUUAUGGACAUCUAUACAACGGAUUUCGAUUAUUGUGGACCGAGGCUUCCGUUUGUGGUAGUGGUUGGCUGCCAGCGCACAGCGUAGGGGGGGAGAGAUCGAACAGUAAAACACUCUUGAAGAGUGUUGCAGCGUUUGCUACAAAGUGAGGUCCUGGGGUGUUAGAUGCAGACACAGUGCAUGCCACUGCGUUACCCUGGCAGUGUGUGCCUUUGUUGCAUGAUAAUGGAGGGAGGUUCCCAUUGCACCGCCCCCCCCACUUCCUCAAUGUUACCAUGAGCCGGCGCCACGUGGCAUGCUUCCUGUUGUGGGAGCAGAGAAAGUGAGCAGCAUGAAGGCGGCAUGAGUACUGGGCCCGCCUCCAGUGCACUACAUGUGGGGACAGGGGCUCUGCAACUCCUCGCCCUGUGAACUCCCGCUGGUUUAACCCUCCCUCCAAUGCCGCAUUUAUUCCCACCCGGCGUUAGGUUAAUCUUUAUUAUUUACCUCCCACACCCGGUUACAACGGAUAAUCAGCAAUAUCGUAACCAUUCUCCCCCGGUGGUUCGUUAUUGCGAGGGUUUACUGUUCUUCAUAACUACAAAUUAAUUCUUAGAGGAAAUGGAAAGCAUUUUGGGGAAAAUUCACCUUUUCAAAUAUGCCCACAUAUUGAAUUUGAUAUUCUAUAUGUCUGAAUAAUAAAUUGUAUUUGCAAAUGCAAGCUGUUAUAUAGUUCAUUGUGCUAAAUAAAAUAGAUAUUUGUUGAA